Messenger RNA from Stegodyphus dumicola, 2001 nucleotides. RefSeq lists its product as uncharacterized. The record is from RefSeq and is a predicted model, not a curated record. NCBI's taxonomy places the organism in Eukaryota, Metazoa, Arthropoda, Arachnida, Araneae, Eresidae.
AUGACAAGAUUGCGGCAUCAUCUAUAUGUUACGAAAUACUUAAGCCCAAUACAAUAUGGGUUUAGUCCAGGACAGUCUACUUUGCAUGCGCUUACAGAAGUUAAGAAUCAAAUCCUAGAAAAUAGGUCUGCUGGCUAUCACACAGCGUUUAUUUCCAUCGACUUAAAAAGCGCUUUUGACACGCUGUGGUGGCCAGCGGUUCUUCAAGCCCUGCGCCUAAGUAAAUGCCCAAGAAAUAUCUAUCUUACUUUGGAACACUACCUUUCUGACCGAUUGCUAAUAGUACCCCAUAAUAGUGGUAUGGUAGUGCAAAAUCAAAAUCAAGGAUGCCCGCAAGGCUCGUGUGCUGGGCCGUUUCUUUGGAAUAUAACAUUCAAUGGUAUAUUAACCAAUGCGUGGCCAGAGCACACGCGCAUCAUUGCGUAUGCCGAUGAUACUGCACUCAUCGUUCGGGGUAGAACAAGAGAACAACUUCAGACCAACGCCCAAGAAUCCUGCUCGCUAUUUCAUCAGAGAUGUGCAGAAAUUAAACUCAAGAUAUCUGAAGCAAAGUCACAAAUACUUCUAGUUCCCAAAAAGGGAGGUACGCUCGCAAGACAACCAAAAAUAACUUUGAAUAAUCAUCGACUUCGAAUUGUUAAAGAACUGAAAUACCUAGGAAUAGUAUUUGAUAUCAAACUAAAUUGGAUACCACAUAUUAUGGAACUGAAGAAGAAGAAGGCGCUGGGAAUAGCUCAGCAACUUAAGUUUAUGAAAGGUCACGAAUGGGGCCUUAACCCGUACAUACAGAAGGUACUGUAUAAAACAGUAAUUGAAAAAAAUUGUUACAUACGGGCGGCAGUUUGGUCAUUACCUAUGCAAGGUCGCAAGAUAAAACAUCUCUUAAGCAUACAACGACCGUUCUUACUGAAUAUUACCAAGGCAUUUCGUACUUCCCCAACUAAAGCACUAUGUGUAUUGACCGGUCUGCCACCGUUGCAUCUUAGUGUGGAAAAAGAAGCGACUUAUCAAACAGUCGCCCAAUUAGGCCAACCAGCAACCCUCCAUGAGGAUAAUUAUUUCCCAGCGGAAUAUGAGAAGAAGUUGAUACGGCUAUGUGAUCAUCCAGCGAAACAGGGAAAAGGGGUGAACAUUAAUCUCAAGCAAAAUACCAACAUAACGGAUGCUGAUUUAGUAUAUUAUACAGAUGGCUCCCAAAUAGAUGAUAACACAGGCUGUGCCUACAUAGCCCUGCGAAACCUGGACACGCUAACACUUUGGAAAGGUCACCUGGACACCAAUAAUAGUGUGUUCCAGAGUGAGGUGUUAGCAAUUGACCGGGCACUAACCCACAUCAUACAGGAGCAACAUAAUGGAAGCUUCAUAUUGACAGAUAGCUUAUCGUCUCUGCAUGCACUUUUAAAUCCAGUGCACUGUUCCCCGCUCAUAGCAGACAUACAGUCGAAAUUACAUGACAACAGUCAUUUAAACGUAAAGCUGCAAUGGAUAAAGGCCCAUGCUGGCCAAACAGGAAACGAGCUGGCGGAUCAGCUAGCCAAAGAAGCGGCGCAAAACAUAAAUGCUGAACAAAUUAAGAUACCUUGGCCAAUUUCCUGGCUAAAGAAAAAUCUUACGCAAAAAAUCAAAUCCCUGUGGCAGGAAGAGUGGAACUCUGACGACACAGGACGUCGUGUUUAUUAUCAUAUUCCCACAGUAACUUAUGAUCGCCUCAUAAUACAUGCUCAACUUGUACGGUAUAUAACGGGACAUGGUCCUUUUCCUGUAUAUUUUGAAAGGUUUGGCAUUACAAAUACGGCACAGUGCAUUUGCGGUGAAUUGGGCACACCCGAACAUUAUGUAGCUAACUGCCCACUAACAACUGAUUUGCACCUGCCGAUCCCGCCAACGAAUGAGCAAGCAUUUAGCAGGUUCAUGAUUAAAAAUAACAAGCAUGCAGUACGAAAGAUUAACAAAAUUGUUAAUAAACUUAUGGACCUCGGCACUGACCUGUGUCAAAUCUAA